Naumovozyma dairenensis CBS 421 is the source of this 1668-nucleotide messenger RNA. It is a transcript of the gene NUP60, whose product is annotated as FG-nucleoporin NUP60. The record is from RefSeq and is a predicted model, not a curated record. Lineage: Eukaryota; Fungi; Ascomycota; Saccharomycetes; Saccharomycetales; Saccharomycetaceae. The transcript has a single exon. Gene Ontology annotation, cellular component: nuclear pore; nuclear pore nuclear basket. Bases 1 to 1668 code for a protein of 555 amino acids. Gene Ontology annotation, molecular function: structural constituent of nuclear pore. Gene Ontology annotation, biological process: telomere tethering at nuclear periphery; mRNA export from nucleus in response to heat stress; intracellular mRNA localization.
AUGUCAUCGAAACUUCCAAAAUCGUAUCGGUCCUCGGUCAAAAUAAGGGCACCUUAUAGAAACCCUAUUCAUUCCGAUUCGAAGAAGGGUACAAAUCUCAUAGCUAAGAUUAAAGCUUUCUUUUCUAAACCUAAAGCUAGAAGUACAGAGAAAGGGGAUGGUCAUUCGAACUCAGAGCUGGAUUAUCCCUCUGUGCUAGAAUCUACAUCAAAAGCCAGCGAACCGCCUAAAAUUCCUGGUACAUUUUUUACUGAACCUUCAGAUUCCUUGAUCAUUUCAUCUCAGCUUUCUAAUCACAAGAGCAACAGUGCUGAUACUGAAGACCGAAAUCAAUCUAGUGAUGUUUCUGCCAACAUCAAUUACGAACUAGCUGAUUUUUUCAGAAGAAAGGGAGCCACACCUUUAAACUUUAUCGAAGCUCGAGGUGUUCUUUCUCUACUUGAGAAAUCUACCGGCUCAAUAAAACCCUCUGGGGAAUCUUCAUUUAUUACUAUCCCACCAGAAGAUGUGGAAACGGCUGAACUACCUUCAAUCUUGAAAGCUUCAAAUAAAAGCAGUACUCCGAACUUCGAACUACCUUCUUUUACGCCUACAUUAGAUACUUCAAAUGGUCACCAUGGAUCCACCGCUACGAGAUCACAUAGUUCGUCAAUGAGGAGAGUUUUCGAUUACUCUCGUAUUCCAAGUCCAUAUCGUACCACGAUCUAUAAAUAUAAUAAUCAAACAUCUGAAGGUUCCGAUAUUACAUUUGGAAGAAAGUCAGAACCUACCAAAAGUAGAUCAGUAACUAAGCCACGAAAAACUCCGAAACUAAGUAAUACUGCUUCAGCCUUAAUCUCUCUUUUAGAUACUGAAAACUCGGAAACUAAAGCGUUAUCUCAAAUUGCCAAUCCAUAUUCAUCAUCGAUCGUUGAACAUCGUAGACCGAAGAAAGAAUCUUCUACGAAGCUGGUAAUACCUGCAAAAACUGAAAUUGAGACAGUACCAGAGAAGGAAAACCGAAACUCUGAAAGCAUUUUCUUAUCACAAAAAGAAGAUAAAAACAUUUCCGAAACGAUUUCCAUACCAAAGAGAGGAAAUAAAAAUGUAAAGAACAAUCAAGUGGAGAAACCUGAAGCUGUAAGUUCUUCUAAUAGUUUGAACAUGUAUAAACCAGUAAGGUCCUCGUCACUACGUAGCUCAGUGGUGGUCGCUGACAAUGAAUCCCCCAAAAAGGAAACUGAAGGAGGUAACGUUAAGAUAUCCUCACCAAAUCCACCGAAGGCUGCAUUUACGUUUGAAUUUGGAGAACCUGAAAAAUCUAGUGAACCUGAAGAAACCAAAUCUGAACUGGCCAAGAAAUUUGCAAUUACUUCUCAGGGGAAUAAGACACAAGGGCCUGAGCCGCUCCUGUCGAAGGAUCACAAAGCAGAUGCUGAAAUUUUCAAGGAAACGAAUGAAAUUGAUAUCGUAGGAGUUCCUCAAGAUAACAAAGAAGCUAAGUCGGGUACAUUGGCGUCUGCGAAAGUAAAUGCUCCACACAAGGAUUUAUUUCCAACGCUUUCUGCCGCUGUAGAUACGAAAGAGGAAGAAAUGUUUGAUUUUGGGACGUUACCACCAUCCAGUACAGAUCAACAGGCAAUAGAUGAAGAAAAGGUGGAAGCUUAUAAAUCGGAAUUUGUUUUUUAG